This is a messenger RNA of Gopherus evgoodei (Goodes thornscrub tortoise), 994 nucleotides long. Its product is annotated as immunoglobulin kappa light chain-like. Bases 290 to 964 code for a protein of 224 amino acids. The transcript is spliced from 3 exons. Lineage: Eukaryota; Metazoa; Chordata; Testudines; Testudinidae. The record is from RefSeq and is a predicted model, not a curated record. Gene Ontology annotation, biological process: response to bacterium.
UUCGGAAGGUCACAGUCCCUCCUUCCUCAUCGCAGCUGUUACUGCUCAGAUAUUCCCAAGGGAUCGCCUAGUGCUGGGUGCAUUUUUCUACACUGUGAUUGUACAGCUCCGAGAAGGCAGCUGAGGUCAGCAAGCUGAGGCAUCUACAGGAACAUAGGCUAGUGUGUGUGUCACAUGCUGUGUCUGAGAAUGAAAAAAAAAAUCAGGCAGAGGUGAGGCAGGCACCCACCGCAUCUCAGUUCCUGGUUGCUACAGGUGUCAGAAAUUCAUCUCAUCCCUCCUGAGAAUCAUGAAGCUGAAAGUCCCCUUGGUCUUUCUUCAUUUGUAUCUCUCCUGUUGCGAACCCCAAGUGAUUCAGAGCCCUGAGUCGCUGGUUACUGGGGAAGGGAAGGUCUCCACCAUGUCCUGCUCCUUCACCAGCGCUUACCAAAUCUUCUACUGGUACCAGCAGCUUCCUGGGCAAGGGCCGACCUAUCUGCUGACGGCGAGCUCUAAUGAGAAUGCCACUGUGGGGCAGCGGUUCAUAGGCGAGCGCCUGGAAGAUGGGGAACGCAGCUCCCUGCACAUCGCCGACUCCCAGCUGGGGGACUCAGGCAGCUACCUCUGUGCGGUGGAGCACAGUGACACAGAUGGAGAGGUGGACACGAAGGUUUCUCAGCCUGCUGCGCUGUCUUUCCUGGCGGGGGGCAGCGCUGAUCUCCCCUGUAACCACAGUGUCGCUGGCUACGACAGAGUUAUUUGGUACUAUCAGAGCCCCAGAGCUGCUCCUCGAGCUGUGAUAUCUGGCUACAAGUCCGCGGAGACGUCGGAACGGUUUGAACUGUCCAUUGACCCCUCCCGCCUGUCCGCCCCGCUGCGCAUCACCAAGGUGGCGGUGGAGGACUCAGGGAUGUAUUACUGCGCCGUGAGAGACACAGCGAGAGGAAAUGCAGGGCGAGCUAAACAGAAACCUCCCCGAGUCUGAAAGUCCUGGGUAGGAAGAGAAGGGAGCUCA